This is a messenger RNA of Plenodomus lingam JN3, 729 nucleotides long. The record is from RefSeq and is a predicted model, not a curated record. Lineage: Eukaryota; Fungi; Ascomycota; Dothideomycetes; Pleosporales; Leptosphaeriaceae.
AUGGCUGACUACAACAAAUCGUCAGGACUUAGCUGGCAUACUGUUAUGCAGUGGACGUUGAGGGGCCAAGAUUGUGAUCUGCGAGCUGAAUUCCCCCAUGUCGAUGACCCGUCGGGCUGCCUCUUUGGGCGACUCCGGACCCACGCCGCAUCGCAACCUCAGACAACAACAAAGGCUCCAGAGACGACACGAUUCAGGAAUGAGGAUCAAUUCGCCCCGAACCACACAACACAUGGUCAAUACAUGCAACGCCAAGUUAUAGGGUGGGGGGGUUCCAAAAUUCCAGUUGAUCCUGGGGUUGACAAGAAGCAAACCCACUCUUUCUGCUUCAUGGGCGGCUAUUUCCCUGCCGAAGGCCGAAGCAGGAAGCGCCGUGGUUGCGGAGAGCAUCACAAAUUCACUGUUCAUUGGGGGCCACCUUUCUCCAACAAGUCUGGAGGAGCGACCAAGAAGAUGGGGAUAGAGCCAAGUCCGUGUCUUCACGGACCGAAUAGUACCAUGGUUGAACCUGUUGUUGAACUCACUCGUUUACUAUCAGCCUUUCGGCCACCCCUCCUCCAGACCCCUGCGCUGUCUUGCGCCCUCUCCACGCAUAACAACCAGUAUACCUGGAAAUUUUUGGCCCUCGGGUAUUUCUGGCAUCGAAGCAUACUGUUUGUGCAGCACAGACGACUAAGCAGCAUUGUUCGCAAAUUUACUUUUGGUCGUGCAGACUUUCAAAAUCGAUAG